AUGCUUGAAUGGAUGUGCCUCGGCUAUGUCAAUGUUUUGCUAAGGACCAUCCUCCUAGACCUAACACACCAGGGACCCCAUGGCUCUGCUUCAUCAAGCAGCAAGUUGUUGAUGACAAGCUACCUUAUAUAUUCCAUCGUGGUGUCUCGUUAUGCACACACUUGGGUCACCUCUGUCCUCUUCAAUCCACAUGAUGAAGCGCAUGAAGCCAUCUUUGACCUGAAUCUACCUUGCAUUGCCUUUAUCUCCAAUUUCACAAUGUAAACCAUCAACACUGAAGUUUAUGUUGCAGAAAUCAAAGAAAAACACCAGGCAAAGAAAAUCUAUGAGAAAGCCUAUCCGCAAGGAAAGGCAGCUGCUCAUGUAGGUAUCAGGGAUCGGGAAUCAGAAAAAUUUCAAAUCUCCACUAGGUUAGUAGCAGGCACACAGGAAACUUUUGCUCUGACCUAUGAGGAACUGCUCCAGUGACACCAGGGCCAGUACCAGUUGGUGAUAAGCCUGAGGCCUGGACAUUUGGUGAAGAUGGUAAAUGUAGAAAUCACUGUGUCUGAAAGUACAGUCAUCACCUAUGUGCACAUGCCUCCCCUGAGGACCAGCCGAAUGUGCACUACCAAUCAAACAAGUAUGGUGACCUCCCCCAACCACUGGAGACAGAGGGGAGAGAUCUGUAUCCAAAUCACCUUCUUUCCAACACUGCACCAGGCUGCCCUCUCCAGCUCAAGCAUCAUAGCUGACUUCACCAUCUACUAUGAUGUAAUCAUGGAGGACAUCACUAGAGAUGUCCAGAUCUAUGUUGGAUAUUUUAUUCAUUACUUUGUUCCCAGAGGCCUACAGCCAGUAAAGAAGAAUGUGGUGUUUGUUAUUGAUGUGAGCUGCUCCAUGUUUGGAACCAAGUUGCAACAGGUAAAAAAAGCCAUGAACAGAAUUCUCAGUGACCUGCAAUCCAUUACCUUUUCUGACACAGUUAACAUCUAUUAAGUUGAAGGUUCAAUCCAGACCACUGUACAGAAUAUCCAUAGUGCCAAAAAUUACCUCAGUAGCAUGGAAGCAUUUAUUUGGACCUACAUCAAUGCAGCCUUGUUGGCAACUGCUUCAGUGCUGAACCAUAGCAACCAGGAGCCUGGAAAGUGCCGUGGUGUGGAACAGAUUCCUCUUAUCAUGUUCCUGACAGAUGGGGAACCCACAGCUGGCAGAACAACUCCCAUUGUGAUCCUUUCCAAUAUCCCUCAGGCCCUGGGCCACAGGGUAUCUCUUUUCAACUUGGCCUUUGGGGAUGGUACUGACUUCUCACUGGUGCGUCGUUUGUCCCUGGAGAACCAAGGAGAAGCGAGGCACAUAUAUGAGGACACAGAUGCAGACUUGCAACUAGAGGGUCUCUUUGAGGAGAUUUCCAAGCCUCUGCAGUCAGAUGUGCACCUGGACUACCUGAGUGGCUUGGUUGGGGCCUCCUCUAGGGCUCUUUUCCAUAACUACUUUUGUGGCUCAGAGUUGGUAGGAGCUGUUAAGAUGCAGCCAAGUGAGCAGGGACUAGGUACCCACCUAGCAGCCCGGGGCAUAAAUGGUCAGCUUCUUGUGCCCCAACUCAGUGAAGAAGCCACCAACAGCAGCCAGAAAGACUUCGGUUGCUCAGGGAAACCUACCUUCAGUGUGUCCCACUUUAUCCACGGCCUGUGGGCCUAUGUCUCUAUUGGGGAGCUGCUGGAGGCAUGCUUCCAAGCCUGGGAUGCUACCACUCGCCAUCUCCUGACCUCCAAAGCCCUCAGCUUAUCACUUAAAUACAACUUUGUUACACCUCUGACUUUACUGGUCAUGGCGCACCUUGAGAAGAUCAAUGAGGAAGCUGUGAGGCAGCUAUCCACCACAGCUGAGACAAGCACAGUCACACCCUCAUUCAGCAACAGCCUUGGCCUAAGAGCUAGCACAGCUCGGAUAGCCUCAGUUCUCAAAGUCUCUUCCAAAUCAAGGCUCAUGAAACCAACAUCAGCUCUUACUGGCCCUACAGAUUCCAAGGAGAUAGGGGUACUGACUCAGUUCUCUAAUAGCCUAACAGCUUCAGUGCCACCAAAGGCCCAAACUUCAGCACAAGAAAAUCCCAGCACCUUGGUACUGCCAACUUUGAAGAUGAAACCUCUUGCCCAUGUGCCUUCAAAUUCUAAUGACUCAUUCCCUUGGAAGCCCAGCAUUUCAUCACCCCAGAACCCUGGUAUCACAUCACUUGUUAAUUCUAGGACACGUGUCCUGCCUUUGAAUCCUGUCAGUCCUUCCCAGCCCAAAGGUGGCACCAUGAAACAUUUUAAUCAGUUUACUCCUUCCAAACUCCCUGCUUUGUCAGAUGCCCAACCUACACCAAAUGCCACAUCAUACCAUCAACUUUGGGAACCCGUAUCACAGUUACUCCAAAGCCUGCCACAGAUCAAAUCUAUUUCCACAUUUCAGUUACCCAAACAGCCAUUACACCUCAGCUCCAAAAGUCUUGCUUCCAGGACUCCCCCAAAUUUACCACACCCUAAAACAGGGAUUGUCCUGCUCAAGUCUUCUAAAAUCCCUUCAUCUCGAAAACCUAGUGUCUCCUCUCACCAAACUUCUACUAGCUUACUACUACUUUCCAAGUCCAGAACCCCAACUCCUUACAGCACCUAAAUCCGCUUGCCUGCCAGAGCCAGGCCACUAGUUCCUCAGGGCCUCAGCACAUUCUCAAACAUAAUCUCAAGUUCCAGAGGUCCCAGCAAUACAAUUGUCCCCUCUAUCCUUGGGGAACCUCUCUCUUCUCCUUUUACCCCUACUCUGACCUCUCUGCUGCUGCCCACUGCAAGAUUCUGGAAUCACCAAGACCCGCUGCUAGGACCCAAGAGCACUAGGCAAGUUCUGGGACCAUCUCUGUCAGAGAUGGCUCUACCCAACAGCUCUAGUCUGAUGCCAGAAGACAGCCCCCAAAACCUCCCAAUCUUGCUGCCUUCCAGCAUUCUCCUGGAGGCCAUCAGUCUUCACUUUCUUCCAGAGAAGCUCAAGCUGCUGCCAACAUCAGUGGAAGAGUCCAAAUUCACGAAGUCCUUGAACCCUCCAGUCUUCUACACCUUCCUCACUCUUGACAAAGAUGGUGAGUGAUGAAACUGGGAUAGCAGUUCCAAGAGGAUCCAGGGAGGAACUGAACAUGACAUGGACUCUAAGGAAAGUUCUGUGGAGCUAAUAAAAGGAACAUUGCCAGGCAUCUUCACUUUCUCAUCUUCUGUGGAUGGGGACCCCCACUUUGUGAUUCACAUUCCUCACUCAGAUGAAAAGAUCUGCUUCACAUUGGAUGGGUGCCCAGGGGACCUACUGCAGCUUAUAGAUGACCCUAAGGCAAGCCUGCAUUUCUCCCUUACAAGGCUGCAUGUGAGUGGGCAGUUGCUUGGAACACCACCAAGGCUAGGCCAUAAGGACCAGACCUGUACAUACUUCCAGAUCACCACAAUUGCUUCAGAUAAAACCCAGGCCUACCCCAUUACAAUAAGCUGCAGUUCCAUAUUUGUUCAAGGUGAGGGCACCUUGCACUUAUGCUGGGAACAAUAUAGCCUGGUAAAGAAGCCCCAGAUGGAGCUCCAUGUGGCUUCUGCAUGCCAUCUUACCCUCUGCCUUGGGCCCCACCUAAGCUUCCUCAUCCUUCAUCAUCAGUACAGACACCCCAGCACACGACAGCUACCCUACUUGGGACGGUUUCAACAGAGAGACAUCCAGCUGGUAACGGGACCUACUGGGUCUUUUUUACAGAGGCACCAUGGCCCAGAUGUGCCAGUGGUACUAGGCAAGAGGCUGCUGAAAGAAUCACCAAGGCUGCUUCUCCCAUGGGCUUUAUGCUGGCUGGUGAAAAGUUCUCAUGUAGAACAGCUGCUGGGUCAGCCCUACCUUGCCUACGUUCAGUGA
Meriones unguiculatus (Mongolian gerbil) is the source of this 3900-nucleotide messenger RNA. It is a transcript of the gene Itih6, whose product is annotated as inter-alpha-trypsin inhibitor heavy chain family member 6. Gene Ontology annotation, molecular function: serine-type endopeptidase inhibitor activity. The record is from RefSeq and is a predicted model, not a curated record. Gene Ontology annotation, biological process: hyaluronan metabolic process. Lineage: Eukaryota; Metazoa; Chordata; Mammalia; Rodentia; Muridae.